Molecule: messenger RNA, 1774 nt
Organism: Parasteatoda tepidariorum (common house spider)
Lineage: Eukaryota; Metazoa; Arthropoda; Arachnida; Araneae; Theridiidae
Product: lysM and putative peptidoglycan-binding domain-containing protein 2
Source: RefSeq, a predicted model, not a curated record
ACAUCAUUAUAAUGGUCAUCAGCAGUGACGUGUGAAAAGAAAGUACAAAUGAUGUGUGAAUGAAAUGAAAAGUAGAAAAAAUGCCGGCGUGAACUUUAUUCCAGCUCUAAAUUUAAAUUGCACUUGAAAACUAACACGAUUGUUUGGAAUCAGAUGUAGCUGCGAUCAAAUGUUACAGUCCGAAAGUUCCCUAAGAUUUCAGUUGAGGCUCAUUUAACAGCUAAUCGGAGUAGAUAACUAAAAUCGAAACUAAAAUCUGGCAACAGUUUAGAGUUAUUUAUGAGUAGACAUGGACAUGGCGACUAUUGCAGAGCCACAGGAGAAGAUUUCGCUCAGUAGUUAUGCGAAGAAGCAUGUAAGAUAUGGAAGUAUGGCAAAAGAAGGAAUGAAAACUGAAAAACACAUUAAACAUAUUGUCCAACCUGGUGAUACUCUGCAGGGAUUAGCUCUUCGAUAUGGAGUUACUAUGGAACAGAUAAAAAGAGCUAACAAAAUGUGGACUGCUGAUAGUCUUUUUCUACGUUCCUCCUUAGACAUUCCUGUAGACCAAGAAGCUUUUAUCGUUUCUUCCAUAUCUUCUGCACCACAGACUCCACAGACAUCUCCAGUGAAACAUCCUAGUGAAAAUCAAAAUGGUCAUUCUUUUAUUAAUUGCCAAACUAGUAUUGACUUAUCAGAUAUUCAAUUAAAUGCAAGUAUUACAACUAAUAAUGGGUUAAAUGGCGUAGAAAAAGAAGAAAGUGCUGCAGACUUUUUAAUCAGAAUUGAUAGUCACAUUGCACAGACUAAGGAUAAAGUACUUAGAUUACAGCACAAAGUUGUGUAUUCUGAAGAUGAUCUUCAUAACUCUAGAGAUGGAUUUUCUCCCCGUAUGAGCUACCAAUACCAAACUACUAGUCUUACUGGUUCUUCGUCACUUAGUAAUCUCAAUGUGGAUCCUUCUAUAGCUCCACAGCCUGUUAUUAUGACUAAAGGACGAAAAGUUAAGUCUUCCCUAAAAAAGCUUGAAAGGCAGCAAGAUGAAAUAUUUGAAUUAUAACUAAGGUAGAUAAAUGGAAGUGGUGUUAGCACUUCUUCAAAGUUUUGUUUGUGUAUACUACAUAUAUUGAAGCAAUAUUAACCUAGAAUGAAAUUUACACAGAAAAAAAAAUAUAUCAACACUGCAUCAAUGAUUGAACUGUUGUUAAUUAGAAAUUUUGGUGGGACUUUGUUGAUUCGCAUUGUAAUUAAAUUCAUAGUCAUAUUUAUCUAAUCUAAUUGGUACUAUUAUUUGUGAGUGUUACAUUUUUGCUCAUUUUAUUUGUUGUUUUAAAUUUUCUUAGAAAAUACCAUUACCACAAUUAAUAUUUUAAAUACGCUUAAGGCAAACUAAAUCCAAAAUUAUAUAAAUAUUGUAUAAAUACUGAACAGUAGAGCAUCAUUUAUACUUUAAAAUUUGUAUAACGUAUUAAUGCUAAUAUUAAAUUUAUUUUUAAAAAAAUCAUUUAUAGAAUUGAGACUAUAUUUAUUAGGGGGAUAAUAGUCUUAAUCAUUUCUAUUUUCUGUAACUGUAGUUUUCAUAAAAUUUUACUUUAGCUCUAUAUUUUGAGAAGAAAGUAGUAGUGAUGGUUAUUAGAUAAUAAUUAGAUGGUUAUUAGUUUUAUUAUCAUUAUUUUUUUGAUAUUAUAUAUUAGUUUAUAUAAUUUAAAAUACAUAAAAGGCACUUAUAAUAAUUUAUAACUGUAAAAUUGAAUUUGGAUUAUGAAAGUCUUAACUUGGUCAAUAAUAUGCUGCU